CCUGACCCGCGUUGGUCAUCCGGGUCGAUUGGCGCGUCAAAGUGAUGUAACAGCCCCCGUCAAAUGUCCGAGAGAUUCGAUCGGCCGCCAGAUCGGUGCGUGUGUGUGUUGUAUGCGCGUAUGCCGUUGUUGUUCUCGAAAACCAGUCACGUCGUUCACGGUCUCCGACUUCUAGUUCCUCGUUCGCCAAUAUGGAAGUGAUCUAUAAAAUGUACUUUAUUGGCUGAGAGGCCCCGUACCGAGAAAUCCGACUCGAUAGUGCCACAUUCAACUUGGAAUUCAGUUCUUAUCAGUGCCCAUAAAAUUUACGAGGAACUAUAUUGUGUUUUCCGUUUUUUCUUUUUGCGUUGGCUUUUACUCGUGUUACUAUUUUGUUCAAGCGUGGAUAACGUCCUAGGUCUCGCUUUGGAUUUACGUUUCACCGCUGAUUGGCUCGACAACGAACGUCUCUUAGAGAGAGGAGCACUACUGUUACAAAGUGAUGCUGACGGAGCACUUGCAAUUCCAUGGCUGCAUUGGUUAGCCAUGCAAUGCGACGAUUUCCAACAUCACCGCCGGACACCGUGUAUUCCUCCUACGGUUUAAGGGGUGAAGGUUCUCGAAGAUCGUGGGGUGGUGGAGGAGCGGAAGAGGGCGAGAGCGCUCUGUCCCGCUCGAUGCGCUACGCGGACCCGUGGUUGUACGGCAGCGUGCGGGCGCCCGGUUUGGUGCUGGCGCCCGCCUUUGUCCUGUGCACCUGCCCCGACUACAUAAACGGCACCAAACGUUCGAGCAAAAAGGGCUCAACCAUCUGCAAGAAAUGCAAGGGCACCAGAUUGCCACUUUCCCCCGUCGAAUCCAAAUUUGGAACGGUACGAUGUUAUCCGACAUCGCAGCACGCACCGACGUCCACGCCUAUGAGAGCGGGAACCAUGCGAGUCAGUUCCAGCUCACGUCCCUCUAUUUUGCCUACGGCUGACCCCUACGAUUUGAUGCGACGAUCCAGACUCGCCGUGGCUGAGACGUCUUCUCCCUCAGGAUCGACGAGUCAGUUUCGGGCGCGUUCCAUCUCCCCCAACAAGGCCCGAUUGGGUGAUGGACGUAGUCACAGCGCCUCCAGAUCUAAGAGUGCCAAAGACGCGUCCUACAACUCGACAUUCGGUCGAAGAUCCAUUCUCGAGUGCGACAUCAAUCCCUACGAGUUGAUGUCCACGGACGACAAAGAAUGCAGCAUCACCUUUGUUAACGGACAAAGGAUACGUGUCAGACCUUCGACCAAUGAGCAAACUUACGAAGACGUCCAGGUGAAGAGACCUACUCAAAAAUCACCCAGCGUCAGCAACCAACAUCUGCGAAAAUCCAUAAGCAAAACAAAAAGUCCUUUGAGGUCGCCAAAACCGGCCGAACGAGAAUCCGACCAAAACAGUCGCUUUAAAUCAAUCUUGAAGAAAACCAGCCAGACCUUCAAUGAUUCCGAAUCGGGUCCUGAAAAAUGUCCCUCACCAUCACCACGUGGUGGCUCUCAAUUUUAUUUACCAAUGCCCAACACUACCAGGAAAAAGGUCCAAUUUUUGGUGGAAAGUGAACCCGAAAGUCCGACAGAGGAGAUCCCACCUUGCGAGGAGGGAGAUGAUGAUGUGUUCGUGUACGAAACGCCAGCACCAGAGCCAUCUAAACCAAUCGUUGACAAAAAUGCAACAGAAAAACAAGAACCGAAAAAGAUACACAAACUGAAACGCAGUGUCAGCGAUAGAAUAGCGCAGGGUCGUCCCAAGGUUGUGUUCCACGAUUCGAUGGCACUAAGGUCCCGUACUUCACGAACUGAUGCACGCAUUACUUUCUCAGACAAAGACUUAGAACGACUGGACGGUAUUACUUCGAGAACUAGAAAAAUCAGUCCUCCCAAACCAAGACCCACUGAUCCACCACCACCUCCACCUCAGACAACCGAUCUGGAUGAUUAUGAUGAUAAACCAAUCAAGGAAGAUAUUUCUGAGGCCACUUUAACUAAGGAUGAACCAGAAGAGACUAGCGAAGUGAAGAAUCCAGAGACUCAAGAAACUAAAAUAAUUGAAAAUACUGACAAUUCUAAAGAGAAAUACUCCAAAUUAGUUUUUGAAAAACUACCGGAAACAAAAGACUCAUUGCCUUCAAUUAGUAUAGAAGAAACUAAAGAAAUAAAACCAGAAGAAUCUAAGGAUAUUCCACAAGAUCUUUCUCCACCUUCAGCACCCCCUAGAAAACGUAGUAAUAAUAAGCUACCGCAUGUGAAUGUUGUGAAGUCUCCUUCAGUACAAACCGUAAGAGUGGAAUCACCUACCACUCCACCAACCCCUUCAAGUGAUUACUCCAAUAAAACAGUUGUACAGAUAAAUGCCUCACCUGCUGUUCACAAAUUGCAAAUUAAAAACGAGUUUUCUGAUUCUACAAGGGUCAAUGUUCAAACAGUCUCAAUUAUUGACAACCCUCAAAGGAAAACAUCUAUUUUAAUUAACGGAGAUGAUUGCUAUUCUACCGUCAACGUUAAUGAUGACGUACCUCUGUAUCAGUCAUCUGUGGUCGUGAAAGAUGGCGGAAUCGACAUUAUUACGUCUCCUAAUAAGAAAAGCAGCUCUAUUUAUAUAACUGGUACUUUUAUUAAUAAUGAUCCAAUUCAAAACGGAGAACUAAACCAAUUUAAUGGCUUCAAAACAACUAAUAAUGUGAAAACUUCAAAUGAAUACGAAUCAAACUUCCCUACCAAACAAGUCGAAUCAUUUAAUUCUAAAGACGAUAUGGUAGAUAACUUUAAUAGAGCAAAUAUUCGCUCAUCAGAAAUGCUGAAGGAAUUGCUGAGGGAUCCCGUAGAGGCCGUUCGUAGGAACCUAGUCCCGCACGUCUGUGGCAAAUCAGAUGUGACCAGGAGACAACGUGACUCGAAAUUCAAGAGCACUCUGCCCUUGACCAUGAAGAACGACCCUCUUUUAGAGUCACCCCUCGAAGAUAAUCCACUGGAUAACAUCGAAGAGUCCUUCCUAAGAUUAAGAAACUACGAUUCCGUGGAGAAUGAUGCUUCUUCCGAGCACAGUACCUCCACGCAAUACGAACUGAUGGAUCCUGGGUCUGACUGCUAUACAGAUCACAGUAACAGAAGUUCUGUUACUGAGGAAGAACUGGCUAGUCGAACCAAAUUUUACGAAUUACUAGCUGAUGCCGCACUUGUUGAAGUGUCGGAGAACGAAGAUCACCAUUAUGAAAGCAUUAAAGUCAAUUCGGAUCCAAUCUAUGAGGAGAUCGAGAUACCACCUCCAUUACCGGCCAAUCCACCACCCACUAGCCUCAUUGAUGACUUACAAUUGGAUAAGGAGUAUACAACAAGAUCCAUAUUUGAAGGAGCCUCAAAAUACGACAUCCUGAGUUACCUGGUGGACGCCAAGGAACGCGUUGAAGAGGACAACUAUUCUUACAGUUUCGGCAGCAACGGAACUUCCACUGAAGACGAUACCAAAGAACCCUACAAUAGAGCCUCCCAUAUGAGCACAGUGAGCGAUUCUAGUGAAGAUAAUUCAUUGAUUAUAUCCGGAGCAAUCAUAGAUGAAAAAGCCACCCAUCAAAAACCAGCUGAGGUCGAAAGAAAUGAUUCUGGCGUCGGUUCUGAAACCAGCAAAAGUUCGUUGAGUAAAUACAGGACGAAACAGGAACCUUCAAUUAAUUGCGAAGACUGUGAAGCUGUCAUUGAAUCGAAACCCGAAAACGAACCUUUAAUAUGUAGAAAAUGUAUAAAAAAACGAACAGAACGGAAGGAGAUUAUAACAGAGAUUGUAGAGACGGAGGAAAAAUACAGUAGGGAUUUACAAAUCAUUUUGGAAGAAUUUUUCCAGCCCAUGCUGGUGGCUGGUUUACUGACACCUGAUCAGCUGUCGGCAAUAUUUCUUAAUACCGAAGAAUUAUUGGAGAACAGCCAAGCUUUAGCAGAAAGGCUUCGUGACGCUGUAGAAAUAGCUCUUGAACAAGGAGAUGACGAUCUAUUAACUGUAAAUAUCGGAAAGUUGUUCCUAGAAGCCGCACCUAUGCUUCACGCCUUCGAAACGUACUGCGUUCGACAGGGUGCCGCCAGUUUACUAUUAGCCAGCUUAGAGAAAGACAAGGAACUCCUCAGGAUAUUCUUGAGGGUCUCCCAAAUGGAAAAUACUAUGCUAAGAAGAAUGAAUCUCAAUUCCUUCCUCAUGGUACCUGUUCAACGUGUCACAAAGUAUCCCCUUUUGCUCGCCCGACUCUAUAAGGUAUCACCAGCGAACAACGAUACGAGGGAGUUACUCAAAGAAGCCCAGCACAAAAUUGAAUUGCACCUGAACCACAUGAAUUCAGAAACUAAGGACGUACCAAGCAAAUUAUGGAGGAGAAUCGGUAGCAGUUCUGGAAGGCGAUCCAGUGCUGAAAUGGACUUGGUCAACAUCAAAUUGAGGAAGAUUGCCGUUGACGUUUUAGAAUGGAAUCACGACGAGGCAAAGUUUGCUUUGGAAGGAAAGUUGCUGUACACACAGCCAACAGAUAAUAAUUGGAGAAAAGGCAGGACUAUUAAGUUGACACCAGUCAACGCUCUUCUCGUAGUCAAUGGCAAGCCAAGUAGCAGAUCGGAGCGGACCGAGGAAAACGGACUGAUAUUCUCCCGACACUCGGGCAUAAGGGACGCCGCUCUCCUUCUGGUCAGAGAUAAGAACGGUCGGUACUCCCUGCUCAGGGAACCACUUUACCUGGACAGGUGUGUGAUCGCUGCCGACCCCGCAUGGCAGAGCUAUUUCGAGGUGCAGGAACUUCUUGGCAAGGAUACCUUCAUAUUUAAGGCUGAAGAUGACGAUCAGACGAAUACGUGGUACCGCCAAUUACAGUACCAUGCACAAGGUAUGGGCGCCUGGCGGAAAAGACGAAACGCCCUCGCCAAUAUUAUGAUCAACGGCAUGGGCCUCAGAUCAUAGCGAAUAGCCUGCUAACGAUAACUUAUCGAAACAGCUUUAAAUUAAAUUGUAAUUUAUGCGAUUGUUUCCUUAACUAAUUUGAUUUAUAUUAUAUGUUUUAUGCUCUUGAAAAUAUCUGUAAAUAUUUUAGUAAUUUAGCUGUGAUAUUUCGGUUGAGGUAUCUGGGAAUAAUUUUUAAUUGUUAGUUAAUAAUAUUUAAUAUAUUAUUUAGUGCAUUAUAAUAUUAAUUAUUCAAUAUAUUUUACGAUUUGUAUGAAACUGUAAUUAAUAAAUAAUAAACUAUUAAACAAU
Aethina tumida (small hive beetle) is the source of this 5225-nucleotide messenger RNA. RefSeq lists its product as uncharacterized. The transcript is spliced from 12 exons. Gene Ontology annotation, biological process: positive regulation of Rho protein signal transduction. NCBI's taxonomy places the organism in Eukaryota, Metazoa, Arthropoda, Insecta, Coleoptera, Nitidulidae. Bases 507 to 4934 code for a protein of 1475 amino acids. The record is from RefSeq and is a predicted model, not a curated record. Gene Ontology annotation, molecular function: guanyl-nucleotide exchange factor activity.